Molecule: messenger RNA, 2011 nt
Organism: Leptopilina heterotoma
Lineage: Eukaryota; Metazoa; Arthropoda; Insecta; Hymenoptera; Figitidae
Exons: 4
Coding region: 409-765 (118 amino acids)
Source: RefSeq, a predicted model, not a curated record
CAUGACUAGCACGAUAUGCGUCUCAUUUUCUGCGUGCGAAAAUUAUGUUUAAUGCCAUUUUUUAAUGCGAGUACAUUGUCGCACGAUGGUUGCACGUAUGUGAUGGUAAUGCGAGGCAUUUUGUGUGUUCGAAAGAGCACCUUAAAGUUUUACAUUACGUGACUUACGACAAUUUGCGUUUUGUGCGUGAAAAAGUGCACCUUUAAUGAGCGUUCUUUACACUAUUGGGACUAUUCACCCAUUAUCGAUCUAGCUGUCGAUGUAUCAACACGUCCUCGUGGUCGUUGUUGUUAUUUAGUUUGGUGAUAGUGGUGUUAACUGAAUAUUUGGAUUACAAGAAGUUUGUCAAAAAGGGUGUCUACUAACUAAUUCCGGGAAAAAUUUAAAUUAAAAGCGGGAAAGCAGUUAAUGACUGACGAACUUGUCAGUCAAUUUUCCUGGCCCGGAAGCAAAAAAAGUGAGAAAUUCGGAGACACUAAGAUUUCCAAUCUUCUGUUCGAAUCAGCGAGACAGUGUACUUUUUUUGCUGGGCCUCACAGUAUUUCUGAAUUUAAAAACGAGAUGCUCGAAGUGCUCCGAAUUACCAAACAAAGAUACAGGAAUAGGAAUAAUAACAAGAAACAAGAAGAAAAUUUUGAAGAAAUGGAUUCGGAGGAUAUAUUAGAAGAAAUUAAGCGGUUACAGGAAUUGGAUCAUGUCAAUGAUGUAGAUGAUAUUUCUGCAAAUGACGGUGACGACGAGAUAGUCUCUGAUGACACAGUAUAAUGUACCAUUCACUUGAACAGCGAAUUGGACAUUACAAAACGAAUAGAUAAGUGUGGAAAAAGGGUCAAAUCCAGUUGGCGGCGACGUCCAUUAGCGUUGGGAAUUUAAAACCCAGUGGAUCAUACCACAAAUAAUAAGUCUGAAUAUGCGAGAAGGUUGACAAAAAAUUUAUUUUCUGAUUCAAUCAAGGAAACAAAUUGUUUCGAUAAUUCAGAAUUUUAUAAAUGACUUUAUAAUUUCUACAGGUGAUAAACGAUUGGUAAACGAAUAGAAAACGUAUUGUUUACGACAGUAUGCGCAUAACGACUGUGUAUACGAUUUAUUAAUAUCUAACGACUGUACGAGGGGGUUGUCGACAACAUAAAUUUAAAUAACUGUUUUAUAUAAACUUUUUAAUUUGUCUGGUAAAUGUGUCACCAGAAGAAAGUAGAGGUCCUAGAAGCAGCUACUACGAAGAAAAUUGAUUAACGAAAUGAUUGAUAUUUUGAUCUCUCAGAACGAAACUGAGACAAUUAGUAACGACUGUAAUUCAUAGACAACACUGUCAAAGACGGUUAUAACAAUAAAUUAUAAAACGACAUGUGUUAUAACGACAGUAGAGACGAUUGUCAAUUAAAUUAUAAUAAUAAAAAUUAAUAAUUUUUAUAAAUUAAACAAUGUUAUAUAAUAGGAAGACAGUAAAUACGAAAGUUAAUAUGAUGACAGUAAAUAAUAAAGAAAAAUUAAAAAACGAAUGUUCAUAAUUUAAAUGAUAUGCAAUAUAAAUUUAUAAAAAACGAAAGUAUUGUUAAUAAAGACAAUGGUGAUCACGAUGAGAUGAAAGGCAGUAUUGACGAUCAAUCAGAGACGAAAAAGGAGGUAAAUCAGGCAAUAACGAAAGGAUAUUUGUUAAUUUUUAAUAAUAAAUGACAGUUUGAAUAUAAACGAUAGUGCUGACUCCAAUUAACUGAAUCUUACCCCCUUUUUUUAUAUGACCUUGACGAUGCAUAACAAAAAUAAAACUACAGAUUCAGCAACGAAUGAACGAUGAUGAAUAGCUAAAGCGACUUAGAAUUAUAGAUAAAUCUAUUUGUUCAGUACUCUUAGAUAAUGACUGUUCCUUUAAUUCAGACGAAAUGUAAAAAACAAAUAAAUUUAAAAAAGUACAUAAAUAAACGAAUUGUUAACGAAAAAUUAAACGACAACUACUAAUAAUAUCUUUAAACCAAAUGACUGAUCUUUCCAUGAAUUCGCUUCAGAAAAAAAA